AUGAGUGGUUCUGGAGGUUACUAUAAGUACCGGUGCAAAUACUGGUUGACAUACAAUUGUCCGCACUGGGUCUGGGUGAAUGGAGCCCCCUGUGCUCAUUGCCUUGCAGAUGGUCGUGAUUCAGACGUUACCACCAUGCCAGGUUCCUUUCGUAUCUCGAGAGAAGUGUACGUGCCGCAGCUCGAGAAUGGCUCCCUUCACUAUACGAUCAUGGAAAUCAUUGCUGCCAGCGAUUUUGACAGCGGAUGGGCAGUGAAAGACCUGCCAACCCAAGCCUUUCCUACGGCAACGGGACCAUCUGCUGUGAAUUUGACGGCGAUGGAAAGAGUUGACGCUCCGAGAAAUCCCAAAAGUGGAUUCCAAGCUCCAGCGGAUGGCGGAAGCUGGCCAGGGAGUGGCGUCAGCCUUGAAUGA
Mollisia scopiformis is the source of this 414-nucleotide messenger RNA. RefSeq lists its product as uncharacterized. The coding region runs from base 1 to 414 and encodes 137 amino acids. The transcript has 2 exons. The record is from RefSeq and is a predicted model, not a curated record. Lineage: Eukaryota; Fungi; Ascomycota; Leotiomycetes; Helotiales; Mollisiaceae.